AUGCCUCACUACGUUGUUAGUAAAAGUUAUGCUCGGCUCAAGCAAGAAAUUAAGAAGAAAAAUGGAGGGAAGUGUAGUCGACUUGAUGUGAUGGUUGAAUCUCGUACGAGGAAAUCAAAGAAGCUGGUUGAUGCUGAAACUCUAGCCAAAAACAUGCAUGCAGUUGAUGAGAUGAAGAAACUCAAGGAACAAAGAGAACAAGGGCUUAAUGAAAAGACGGAUGAACAAAUAUUUCUAGAUGUACUGGGCAAAGAUACGCAUGGGUAUUUACGAGCUUAUGGACCAGGAAAAAGCAUUACAAAGCAUUUUCAAGUCAAGCCUUCCCGAAUUGAUCUACAUCAAGAGGUGGUUGAAGCUAAAAAGACAGUUAAACAAGCAGUUCAAGAAGCAAAAAAUGACGCUGAGAAUGCUAGAAAAGAGGCCGAGGAUGCUAGAAAGGAAGUUGAAGAAGCUAGGAAAGAUGCUGAGUGUGCCAAGAAUGAAGCCGAAAAAACCAGGAAUGAGGUAGAUCAGAAAAUUGCUGCAAACAAUAAGGUUUGGGAGAACAAGUUCAAGCGUAUACUACAAACUUUUGGGCUGGAUACGUUUGAAGAUAAUGAUUCCUCAAGUGAUGGUUCUUCGGCUUAA
Beta vulgaris subsp. vulgaris (sugar beet) is the source of this 627-nucleotide messenger RNA. RefSeq lists its product as uncharacterized. The coding region runs from base 1 to 627 and encodes 208 amino acids. The record is from RefSeq and is a predicted model, not a curated record. The transcript is spliced from 3 exons. NCBI's taxonomy places the organism in Eukaryota, Viridiplantae, Streptophyta, Magnoliopsida, Caryophyllales, Amaranthaceae.